Molecule: messenger RNA, 2376 nt
Organism: Mesocricetus auratus (golden hamster)
Lineage: Eukaryota; Metazoa; Chordata; Mammalia; Rodentia; Cricetidae
Gene: Zfp42
Product: ZFP42 zinc finger protein
Exons: 2
Coding region: 1-924 (307 amino acids)
Biological process (GO): regulation of transcription by RNA polymerase II
Cellular component (GO): transcription regulator complex; PcG protein complex
Molecular function (GO): DNA-binding transcription factor activity, RNA polymerase II-specific; RNA polymerase II cis-regulatory region sequence-specific DNA binding
Source: RefSeq, a predicted model, not a curated record
AUGUCGCCAAAACAACAUAAGCAAAUGAAGAAAAUGGCAAAGACAAGUGGCCAGAAAGGCCUGGGCAGAAGAGCUCUCAGUAGUAGAGCGAGCCCCAAACAAGAGGAGGUGACUCAAGACACCAUUCACAAUGAAGAUGUAUACAGUGAGACAAGCCCAGAGACCGAGGAAGAUGACUUUCCCGAUGGUUACAUAGAGUACAUCAUCAGAGGUGAGUUUUCUGAACCUAUUUUGGAAGAGGAUUUACUUUUUAAAUGUUUCGAAAACCUAGAGAAAGCCGAACAGGGCCUUUCUCUCCAGGUUCUUGAUGCAAGUUCCCUUCUUGAAAGUUCUUUGGAAUAUGUGACUAAGGGUGCAAAGCAGGACAAAAGAGACGCCAAGCAAGAACAGCCUCAAGAGAUUGUUGGAGCGAACUCAGCCCUUGAGUCUUCCAAGGACGUGACUAGCGAGAAACUUCCCGUUGAAAAAUCAUCAUUGGAAACUGAUUUAUCAGAUCAUGAGCAGCUUGCGGAACCUCCUGCAGAGAAGCCGAAGGGUGGUAAACACUGUGCUCCACUAUCGAUGCUGGAGUGUCCUCAGACAGGGUGCAGGAAGAAGCUGAGGAACAAGACCGCCCUGAGGAAACAUAUGCUUGUCCACGGUCCCCGUCCGCACGUGUGUGCCGAGUGUGGGAAAGCUUUUGUAGAGAGCUCGAAACUCAAGAGACAUCUUCUGGUCCAUAGCGGAGAGAAGCCAUUCCGGUGCACUUUCGAAGGGUGUGGGAAGUGCUUCUCGCUGGACUUCAACUUGCGCACACAUAUCCGCAUCCACACUGGUGAGAAGCGCUUUGUGUGCCCCUUUGACGGCUGCCAGAAGAGCUUUAUUCAGUCAAAUAACAUGAAAACUCACAUCCUAAUCCACAAAAAGGCAGGGAAGAGAUGCUGAAGAAAACCAAGACAGAGACUGUCCGCAGGUCGGGUAGUCUUAAAUGGAUGAGUCAAUCGGGAUAUGUGCUUUGUGGAUUAUUGUUUGUAAGGGUGUGAUGCCAUCAUGGCUAAGACACUUUUGCAACUUAGAAAGCAUACUCUUAUUUUUUUAUGCUUCAUUAUACCAUCUUAAGAACAUUUUUAUAUUUCGUGGUGUAGUUCCAAUUGUAAAGUCAAUGAUGAAGUCGCUUCAAAAGCAUAAUCCUUGAUGUAUAUGAUGCAUUAUUGAAUGUAAUGAGGGGUUUUUUGCAUACUUCAUACAGAAAUCACUGAUUUUUAAUUAUGCGGUUUCUAACUGCCUGGCUCUUACCUUUAAAACUGUGCUUCAUGUAGAUGAGAUAAUCCUAAAGAGUGGAAAAUUUUGGCUGUAGUCAACAAACGAAUGAGUUACUUACAUGUUUUUAUGUCAAACUAUUAAUCAUAAUUAUAUGUGAGUGGUUAUAUAAUAAAGUUGGCCCAUCUGAAAAUUUUAGAUGUUUCAAAAUAAAAGGACAUAAGAGUUCUAGAAAUCUGCUAAAUUUCUGAAAAAUCAAAACCACAUUAAAAAGAUAACAGCUGGUCAUCGUGCCUUUAAUGCUGGCCCUCAGGAGGCAGAGGCAGCAGAUCUGUGAGUUUGAGGCCAGCCUGGUCAACCUCAAGCUUGGGAGGCCAGCCAAAACUGUAUAGAGGCACCAUGUCUGAAGAGGAGAGGAAGAAAAAGGGAUUUUUUUUUUUAAUAUAGCAAAAGGGUGUAGUGUGGUGGUACACCUUUGAUCCCAGCAUUCAGGAAGUAUAGGCAGGCAGAUCUCUGUGUUUGAGGCCAGCCUAGUUCACAAAGCAAGUAGCAAUUUGGCCAGGACUACACUCUGUUUUCCAAAAACAGAGUUACUAACAUUCUGUGUUGAUACACCAGUCUGUUAGGGUAGAAAUUGUCUAUUCAGAGAUGUGCCGCUGGAGUGUUCUAGUAAAUUUCUGAGGGCUACCACCAGAGUGACCAACACAGAGUGCUUCAAAUACCAGAAAUGCAUUAUCUCCUAGUUCUGGAGGCUGCCCACCCAAAAUCGAAUGGUCACACCUGCUGUGUGUUUACCUCCUGUGUCAGCCGUGUCUUCUUACGUCACUUGCUGUUUUCUGUUCAGAUUCCCUUUCUCGAGAUACCAGUCAUCAAGUAACAUUCUAUCCUGAAGACCUGUCAUCUCAAUUAUCUAUAAAAAAGACCUUCAGAAUAAGAUCCCAUUCUGGUUCUGCAGUAUGAUUUUUGAGGAUACAAAUCAUAAAUGUGUAGUACUCUUGACCCAGUAAAUUUUAUUUCUAGAGUUCUUUCGAAAAUGCUUGCAUUCGUGUUUUUCCCCGAGGACAUUAAGUGAGUUGUAUAUAAUGUAGCAAAUUCAUAACGUAAAUGUCCACGCAAUAAAAACAAUUGCCUAAAUCA